UCAUAUUUUUUAUCAGCCGAAAUACGUGCGAAAUAUGCACGAGAAAACCUUGACAUUUUUUUUAGUUUGCGUAUUUGAAGAUGAAGAUUAUUUGUACUUUGCACAUAGUACAAGACGAUUUUUAAAAUAACUAAGUACUCAGUUAUUUUGUCAACAUUUCAGAUCAAUACUUAAUUAGUGUACAUCCAUGGUCAAUUAACAAUUUGCAGAUUUUGGCAAGAAUUUAAACUUCAGUGGUGGAUUAACGAAACAAAAAUGCCUUGAUGGUCUUCCAAUAUGGCAAAAACUGCCGAAAACAUUAGUGUAAGUCAUAAAAAAGUCAAAACGUUAAGUAACACACAAUUAGUCAUUACUAGUCUUGCAGCAGGUGCUGUAGCGGGUGCUUUAGCUAAGUCAACUAUAGCCCCUUUAGAUAGAACGAAGAUAAAUUUCCAAGUUAGUCAUAAACCAUAUUCAACGAGAAAGGCCCUUAAAUUUAUAUUAAAAACUUUAAAAUCGGAGGGAAUUUUGGCAUUAUGGAGGGGAAACAGUGCUACUAUGGCGCGCAUCGUGCCCCAUGCAGCAAUACAAUUUACAGCUCACGAACAAUGGAAAAGAAUACUCAAAGUAGAUCAGGCAGGGGGGACUACGCCUGGAAAAUUAUUUCUAGCCGGAUCUCUAGCUGGGGUAACAUCGCAAUCACUUACUUACCCACUUGAUUUAGCCAGGGCACGAAUGGCUGUAACAUCACGACAAGAAUAUUCAACAUUGAGGCAGGUGUUUAUGAAAAUAUACCAUUUAGAAGGAAUUACUGUUUUAUAUAGAGGUUAUGUACCUACUAUUUUAGGAGUUAUACCAUAUGCUGGAGUAUCGUUUUUUAUAUAUGACACCUUGAAAAGGUUAUAUAGAGAACAUGUGGAUCCUAAACAAACUCCUCAUCCCUUAGCUUCCUUAGGUUUCGGAGCGAUAGCUGGUAUGCUAGGUCAAAGUAGUUCGUACCCGUUAGAUAUAGUAAGAAGGAGAAUGCAGACUGAUACCAAUGGACAAUAUUCCACCAUUGUUGGUACUCUUAAAUAUGUUUACAAACGUGAAGGACUCAAACGAGGUUUAUACAAGGGACUCUCCAUGAAUUGGAUCAAAGGACCCAUAUCUGUUGGUAUUAGUUAUGCAACAUACGAUAAUGUUAAAGAUUUUCUAAGAAAUAUUUUGACAAAAUACAGAACGAAAGUACUCUAUAUAGAAUAGGUUUGUAACCGGUUCACUUUUUAUUUUUUAUAAAACGGAAAGGGGAGGGGGGGGGCAAAAAUAAAACUCGUUAUAUAUUUGAUUUAGGUUCUGUAAGUUCUCAUUAAUUAAUUAAUUAGUGAUUCGUUUAAAUUGGUUUGGGAAAGAAAUUUCGAAAAAACUGGAGUAUAACGAAAAUUUUGAGAAAAACAAUGCGAUUGUGAUAAAAAUAAAAACUAAAAAAAGCAUGGUAUUAUAAUGUAAAUAUCUUUCUUGAGUAUAGCUCUAUUUUUCUUGUUUAUUUAUGAAAUUUUUUAUUUUAUUUCACAUGGUUCUACAGCAGAAAUGUGUAAUUUAUAAUUUAACAGAAAUUGAAAUACUAAAUGUAUUAUUAAAAGUAAUAUUGUCAAAAAAUUCAAACAAUUUUAGAUCAUUAAAUUUUCUUUAUAAAAUAGCCUUAGCAAAUACCUCCUAAAAUAUCUACAUCUUAUUUUGGAACACUCUGUAUUAUAAACAUGAUCGAAAAUUACUGUUUCCAAACAAUGUAGUUUCAUGACAUUUUUACUUACAGUUGCAUAAAACUAUAAAGCUUAAUUUAUAAUCGCCGUAACGUAACUUAAGAACUUAACGUAAGAAGUUGAAAUAUUGAAUUUACGUAUACUUAUUUAUGAAUGUCGUAACGUAACUUAAGAACUUAACGUACCGUAGAAAGUUCGCCAAUUUUUAACUUAAGACCUUACGGUCAGCCAAUGAGAUAAUUCUGAGUUCAGCAUGUGAUAACUGUCAAUUAUUCUUUUUAUUUUUUUUAUAAAUGAAUGGACAAAUACCAUUUGUAAACUAUCAUUCUCCUUUUUUAUGGACAUACAUUAUCAUGAAUAAUUUUUGUUUACGUUAUUGGGGAUAAACUAUUUAUGAGAUAUGAGUGUUGCUGCAUAUACCUAUAAAAAACAUCAAGUCUAGAACUGAAAUAGACAAAACUAGUUUGCUAGGAAAGAAUAAAUUUCCAUUAUUGCUCAAAAACAAUCAACAUCUUCGGUAAACUAUUCUAUUUUAUUAUAUUUUUAUAUUAUUGCUUUUAAAGUAGUUAAUAUAUUCUUCCUAUAUAACAAAAUCAUAAUUUAUAAGUUUUAUUUGGAGGUUAGGGAUAAUAUUUUCAAUUCCGUUUUUAUUGUUAUAAUGUUUGCUGUAAGAACAGGUAAUUAAAAAUGUUUACACAUUUCUGUACUAUAUAGUAAGUGGCAUUAAAAAGAAAGAUAUUUUUAUCACCUAUGUACUUAUUACAGAACAUAAUAUUAUUAAAUGUUGGAUAUGUGUGCUUAGUUAAAUUUUUAUUUAUUGUUGCCGGAUUGUUAAAAGUUAAUAGUAUUUUGUUAAUAAAAGUAUGUUGUCAAAGUUAAC
Messenger RNA from Psylliodes chrysocephalus, 2601 nucleotides. The record is from the annotation of a GenBank genome assembly. NCBI's taxonomy places the organism in Eukaryota, Metazoa, Arthropoda, Insecta, Coleoptera, Chrysomelidae.